GAAUCCCGGAAGGUAUCGCGAGUCUUCCCGCUUUGUCUGAUGUCAGGCUGUCCAACAACUAUUUGCGGGGCACGAUCCCCCCAGACUUCGGCAAGUUUUCCCCGCUCAGAAGAUUCGAAGUGGCCUUCAACAACUUGACCGGUGCCUUUCCCGAACAACUGUGCUAUGGCGGCACGCUGUUCGGGGUGGCCGUUUUGGACAACAAUCUCAGCGGGGAGUUGCCGGAGUCACUUGGAAAUUGCAGCACUUUGUCUGUAGCGAUCUUGAACGACAAUGGAUUCACCGGCAAUGUGCCUGGAGGACUCUGGAUGUCGCGGAACUUGACCGCUUUGAUUUUGAGUGGUAAUGGAUUAACUGGCGAGCUUCCCAAGGAGCUGUCCCCAAACCUCACUCGGAUCGAUCUGAGCAACAACAAAUUCUUCGGCGAGAUUCCGAGCACGGUGUCUUCGUGGAGGAACUUGAGGGUAUUUAUUGCUAAUAAUAACCUCCUCAGGGGCACGGUUCCGACUGAAUUGACUCAGCUUCCUUUUCUGACGAGGCUUUUGCUCGGUCAGAACAAGCUCUCCGGGAAUCUUCCCACAGACAUCGUUUCAUGGAAAUCCUUGAUCACUCUGGAUCUUUCUCACAAUCAAUUAACUGGACCCAUUCCUAGCAAAUUCGGUUCCCUACCGGUACUUACACGGUUGGACCUGUCUGAAAACCAACUGUGCGGCUCCAUUCCUCCUGAAAUCGGCCUGCUCAAUCUGACCCUUCUGAAUUUGUCCUCCAACAGUCUCAGCGGACGAGUCCCAUCUAAGUUAGAGAACGACGCAUUAGAGAACGCCAUGUUUGAGUACAGUUUAGAGAACAACCCCGGCCUCUGUUCAUCCUAUUCAUUCAUGACUCCCAAUGUCUGCAAUUCCCAAUCCCGUAGCAAUUUCGCUAUGAUCAUGGUCUUGCCCAUCGCUGCGGCAAUGUUCGUUUUGUUGGCACUGCUAUUCAUUAUCAGAGCUUCCAGAAAGAAGAUGGACCGGUUCGAUUCAACUCCAAAACUGACCCCGUUUCAAAGAUUGAAUUUUACGGAACGGAAUAUUCUGUCAGAACUGAAGGAUGAAAAUGUGAUUGGAAGUGGCGCAUCAGGAAAAGUAUAUAGGAUUAUGGUGAAUUCUUCUGGUGAUACAGUCGCUGUGAAAAGGAUUUCAGAUAACCAAAAGUUAGACCAGAAUCUGGAGAAGCAAUUCUCGGCAGAAGUAGAGAUACUAGGGAACGUAAGGCAUAUAAACAUUAUCAAAUUGGCGUGCUGUAUUUCUUGCGAGAACUCGAAACUCCUAGUGUACGAAUACAUGGAAAAUCGCAGCUUGGACUAUUGGCUUCACAAGAAGGAAAGAUUGUCGCCCGUCUCGGGUGUCGCCAACAAUAUGAUCUUGGAUUGGCCCAAAAGGUUGCAGAUUGCGCGUGGAGCAGCUAAAGGACUUUGCUAUAUGCACAAUGAUUGUUCACCGCCCAUCAUCCACCGAGACGUGAAAUCGAGCAACAUUCUCUUAGACUCUGAGUUCAACGCGAAAAUUGCGGACUUUGGCGUCGCAAGAAUGUUGGCCAAGCAUGGAGAAGCCGUCACGUUGUCAGGUAUUGCCGGAUCUGCCGGCUAUCUUGCGCCAGAGUAUGCUCAUACGACAAAAGUUAACGAGAAGAUCGAUGUUUAUAGCUUUGGGGUUGUUCUCUUGGAAUUGACCACCGGGAGGGAGGCUAAAGGCAGGGACGAAGACAUGUGCCUCGUCGAUUGGGCGUGGCGUCACAUCCUAGAUGGCAAGGCGAUAUCUGAUGCAAUAGAUGAGGAAAUCAACCACGACUCGUUCCUAGGUGAAAUAAGCAGUGUCUUUAAGCUCGGGAUCUUUUGCACCGUGGAGCGUCCUUCCAAGAGGCCUCCAAUGAAGAAGGUAGUGCAAGCGCUACUCAAAUGUAGUGAUCGGCUUUACGUUGUCGAACAGACAUCCCGACGUAACUUAGACGUUGCCCCCCUCCUCGCAAAUCCCAGGCACGAGGAAAUGCCGCCGAGCGCUUGUCGCCUUCACAGGUGCAACACUUACUGACUCUUAGCACUAAAAAACUGCAGAAGCUUUGUGAAGGGAUUUGGACUCCCAACUUCUGGAAAUCUAUUUUCUGAUUCAGCAGAUGCAAAGUGGGUUCUUUUAUAAUCACAAUUUACCCAUCUGGGGUUUUGGGUAUUGGAUGUUAUCUUGAAUGUGAUUAUUUGAAUGAGGUGGGAAUGAAGGGGCUAAGGUUGGAGAAGAUUUGGCAUUUUGUAUUCGCUGUACCUCAAUCU
Eucalyptus grandis is the source of this 2302-nucleotide messenger RNA. Its product is annotated as receptor-like protein kinase 5. The record is from RefSeq and is a predicted model, not a curated record. The coding region runs from base 309 to 2069 and encodes 586 amino acids. The transcript is spliced from 2 exons. Gene Ontology annotation, biological process: protein phosphorylation. Gene Ontology annotation, molecular function: protein binding; ATP binding; protein kinase activity. NCBI's taxonomy places the organism in Eukaryota, Viridiplantae, Streptophyta, Magnoliopsida, Myrtales, Myrtaceae.